Molecule: messenger RNA, 23071 nt
Organism: Loxodonta africana (African savanna elephant)
Lineage: Eukaryota; Metazoa; Chordata; Mammalia; Proboscidea; Elephantidae
Gene: ZNF438
Product: zinc finger protein 438
Exons: 7
Coding region: 12233-14869 (878 amino acids)
Biological process (GO): regulation of transcription by RNA polymerase II
Cellular component (GO): nucleus
Molecular function (GO): sequence-specific DNA binding; DNA-binding transcription factor activity, RNA polymerase II-specific
Source: RefSeq, a predicted model, not a curated record
CUUCUUUUAGUCAAGUUGAGUUUUGACAAAUGCCACUGAAGUAGGCACUGCUGCCUUAUAAAAAGGAUUUAUAAGAACCAGGUGAUGGCCCUACUUAUUGGAGCAAUACUUAAGACAAGAUCCUAGACAGCAAAAUAAGUUGGACACUUUGGAUUAUUUUUUAAAUAGGAUAUCGUUUUCAUAAAAACUUGUAAUAUUUCCACUGGAACUGUUUGCAAUUAGGGAAUUGAUUUAAGAGUGGAGUUUUGUAUAACACUGCCAAAUUAUAAGUGUAAUGAGAGUAAGGAAUUGGUUAUGAAGUAGCACAGCACCUAUCACAUAACACUUAAUAAUUAUUUUUUGAAUGAACAAAUGAACCAUCUUUGAUAUAACUGGAAAUAUUGUCUGGUUAUGGAUACAGGACAGCUGCAGGGUUGAAUCAGGGAGCCUCCCUGCGUGUGCUAUCACAAUGUAGUUAUCAUAUGUGACCUCAUUAAAUUAAAAGAAAUGGGAGCACAGUUGUAAGUUUUCCUUUGAGUCUGCCAGUUGUCAAGUCUUCUUACUCACAAGACACCAAUUCUAUUUGUAAGAUGUGGAUAGCAACAGAGAAUCUGCUUAUCUAGUGCAAGUAGCUGCACUAAGAUUAAAUGAGGUAUACAGAAUGGGAGAGAAUAUUUGCAGAUAAAUCAUAAAUCACCCAAUUAAAAAAUGGGCAAAGGACCUGAAUAGACAUUUCCACAAAGAAGAUUUACAGAUGGCUAGUAAGGAACCCCGGAGGCAUAAUGGGUAAGAGCUCGGCUGCUGACCAAAAGAUUGGCAGUUGAGACCCGCCCACCCGAUCCAUAGGAGAAAGACCUGGCAGUCUACUUCUGAAAAGGUUAUUGUUGUUGUUAGGUGCUGUUGAGUUGGUCCUGACUCAUAAUUACCUGUGUACAACAGAACAAAACAUGGUCUGGCACCAUCUUCACAUCAUUGCUAUGUAUGAGCCCAUUCGUUGUUGAGGUCACUGUGUCAGUCCGUCUUGUUGAGGGUCUUCCUCUUUUUUUGCUGACCCUCUACUUUACCUAGCAUCAUGUCCUUCUCUAAGGAAUGGUCGCUCCUGAUAACAUGUUCAGAGUAACUGAGAUGAAGUCUCACCAUUCUCACUUUUAAGGAACAUUCUGGCUGUACUUCUUCUAAGACGGAUUUGUUUGUUCUUCUGGCAGUCCAUGGUAUAUUCAAUAUUCUUCGCCAACACCAUAAUUCAAAGGCAUCAGUUCUCCUUUGGUCUUCCUUAUUCACUGUUCAGCUUUUGCAUGCAUAUGAGGUGAUUGAUAGUACCAUGGCUUGGGGCAGGCUCACCUUAGUCCUCAAAGUGCUUGCUGAAAGCGAAGAGGACUUGAAUACUUACUGAGGAAGAUCAAGGACCACAGCCUUCAGUAUGGAUUACCCCUCAACGUAAAGAAAAAAAAUCCUCACAACUGGAUGAGUAAUCAACAUCAUAAUAAAUGGAAAAAAUAUUGAAGUUUCCAAGGAUUACAUUUUACUUGGAUCCUCAAUCAGUGCAUAUGGAAGCAGCAGUCAAGAGAUCACAUGAGGUAUUGCAUUGGGCAAAUCUGCUGCAAAAGAUCUCCGUAAAGAUUAUGGCCAAGAAAACCCUGUGGGGCAGUUCUGCUUUGUCACAUGGGAUCACUAUGAGUCAGAAUGGAUUUGAUGGCACCCAACAGUAAGCACAUGAGAAGAUGUUCAACAUAGGUAGUCACAGGGAAAUGCAAAUCAAAAUCACAAUAAGAUACCACUUCACACUCACUAGAUGGCUUUAGUCAAAGACAGAUACUCAUAUUAAUAAGUGCUAUCUACAAUGUGAAGAAAUUGGAGCCGUCAGAUACUGCUGGUUUGAGUGUAAAAUGGAGAGACACUUCGGAAACAGUUUGGCAUGUCCUCAAAAGGUUAAAACAUUACCACGUGACCCAGCAGUUCCACUCCUAAGUAUAUACCCAAGAAAAAUGAAACCAUAUAUCCAUACAAAAAUGUAUAUAUGAAUAUUAAUAACAUUAUUCACAAUCGCCCCAAAGUGGAAACAACCCAAAUGUCCAUCAGCUGAUUGAUGGAUAAACAAAAUGUGGUAUAUUUCCAUAUAAUGAAAUGUUACUGAGCAAUACAAAUGAAUGAAGUACUGAUGACAUGCUACACCAUGAAUGAGCCUUGAAAACAUGCUAAGUGAAAGAAGCCAGAAACCAAAGGCCACAUAUUUUAUGAUGCUAUUUAUAUGAAAUGUCCAGCGUAGGCAAAUCUGUUGAGACAAAAAGUAGAUUAAUGGUCAGGGGCGUGGGGGGUGGAUGGGGAGUAACUGCUGAUGGGUUGGUGGUGUUAGGUGCUGCUGAGUGGAUUGUGACUCAUAGCAACCCCACAUGAUAGAGUAGAACUGUCUGAUAGGGUUUUCUUGGCUGUAAUCUUUACAGAAGCAGAUUGCCAGGUCUUUCUUCUGGAGAGUUGCUGGGUAGGUUUGAAUUGCCAACCUUUUGGUUAGCAGCCAAGCGCCUAGCCAUUUGCGCCCCUAUGCCUCCUGUUCUUCACAAGUAUUGAAGUACUUAUAAUUCUCUGCUCCGGUGUUGACCUUUGAAUCCUGCAGUGCUUACUUUUUGGAAUGAUGAAAAAUAUUCUAAAAUUUAUUAUAGCGAUUGUUGUAGAACUCUGUGGAUGUACUAAAAAAACACCAACUUGUACACUUUAAAACGAGCCCUGGUGGUGCAAUGGUUAAGCACUCGGCUACUAACUAAAAGGUCACUGGAUCAAAUUCACCAGCUGCUGCUUGGAAGAAAGAUGUGACGUUCUGCUUUUGUAAAGAUUUACAGCUUUGGAAACAGUAUGGGACAAUUCUACUCUGUCAUACAGGGUCGCUGUAAGUGGGAAUCGACUCAGUGGCAACAGAUAUGGUACACUUUAAAAGGGUGAAUUGUAUGGCAUGUGAGUUAUAUCUCAAUAAAGUGUUGUAAAAAAAAACAUACAUGAGGUAAUAUGUGGAAAUAUAUUUUGAGCUAUUUGACUACUAUUAUUACUGUAGUUUGACUAUGAAGCCUUUAAGUACUAGCAGAUGACUUAGAUAUAUUUCCCUGCCUGCAGGCCUGUGAUUUUUAUGCCAUGACUCAAUUUUAGAAGAUUAUAAUUCAGCAAUAUAAAAUUCUGAAAAUGUUGAGACAUAAAAUGAAAACUGCUUGGCUUACUCUUUUUAUUUAAUAGAAUUUUCUGAACCGACUAAUUAGCAAUAAGUGGAAUGUAUCAUUAAGAAACUAGAUUUUGAGUAAUAAAAUUUUAGAGCGAAAGAAGUUUAGAAGGAAUAUGUUUUAGGCCCCUCAUUUUGUUUUGUAAGUGAGAGAACUGAGCCCUGGAGAGGUUAACCAAGAUAUCUUAGGUCACAGAGUUGAGUAAUUUCUAGGACUGAGGUCAGUGUCCUUUAUGUUGACUACUAUUGGUUUUGGUAGUAUUAAUAGUAGUAGUACUAAUAAUAUUAAUAGCAGCUGUUUAAGUGCUUCCUAUGCGUGUUUUUUAUGCGUUAGGCAGUCUAUUACGUACUUUAUGUUAUGGUUAAUCGACACAAUAAUUUACAAAGAUGUUUCAUUAUACCUGCAUAUCAGUUUCCUAUUGAUACUGUAAUAAAUUACUGAAAAACUUAGUGACUUAACACAAAUUUACUAUCUUACAGUUUUGUAAGUCAGAAGUGUAAAAGGCGUCUUACGGGGCUGAAAUGGAGUUGGCAGCCGGGCUGCAUACCUUUCUGGAGGCAUUGGGGGAAAUCCAUUUUCUUGUCUUUUCCAGCAUCUAGAGGCCCUCUUCCAUCUUCAAAGCCUUAUCAUACCUGAUAUCAGCGGUCAGUCGAGUCUUUCUCAUAAUGCUAUUUCUCUCUUAUUCUGACUCUUCUGCCUAUUUUCCCCCUUUAAGGAUCCUUGUGAUUACCUUGGGCCUACGUGGGUAAUCUAGGAUAAUCUCUUUAUUUUUAAGGUCAGUUAUUAGUAAUCUUAUUUCCAUCUAUAUCCUAAUUCCGCUUUAUGUAAUACAGCAUGUUCACAGGUUUCAGAAAUUAGGACUUGGACAUCUUUGGAGGGCCAUUAUUCUGCUUUCCACCACUAUCUGUUAAUUAGAGUAAGAGAUUUAAGUCCAGAGACUCCCCCUGCAAAAAAAAAACAAAACCCCAAACCAAGCCUGUUGCCUUCCAGUUGAUUCCAGCUCUUGCUGUUAGGUGCUGUGAAGUCAGUUCCAACUCAUAGCAAUCUUGUGUACAACAGAACAAAACACCGCCCGGUCCUGUGUCAUCCUCACAAUUGUUGUUAUGUUUGAGCCAUUGUUGAAGCCAGUGUAUCAGUCCGUUUCCUUGAGGGUCUUCUUCUUUUUCGCCUACCCUUUACUUUACCAAGCAUGAUGUCCUCCAGGGACUGUUCGCCCCCGAUAAUAUAUCCAAAGUACGUAAGAUGUAGUGUUCUCCAUCCUUGCUUCUAAGGAACGUUCUGGUUGUACUUCUUCCAAGACAGAUUUGUUCAUUGUUUUGACAGUCCAUGGUGUAUUCAAUAUUCUUCACCAACACAAUUCAAAGGUGUCAAUUCUGCUUUGGCCUUCCUUAUUCAUCGUCCACCUUUCACAGGCAUAUGAGGCGCUUGAAAAUACCAUGGGUCAGGUCAGGUGGUCCUUAGUCUUUAAGGUGACAUCUUUGCUUUUCAACACUUUAGAGAGGUCCUUUGCAGCAGAUUUGCCCAAUGCAGUGCGUCUUUUGAUUUCUUGACUGCUGCUUCCAUGGGUGUUGAUUGUGCAUCUAAGUGAAAUGAAAUCCUUGACAACUUCAGUCUUUUCUCCGUUUAUCAUGAUGUUGCUUAUUGGUCCAGUUGUGAGGAUUUUUGUUUUAUGUUGAAGUGUAAUCCAUACUGAAGGCUGUGGUCUUUGAUCUUCAUCAGUAAGUGCUUCAAGUCCUCUUCACUUUCAGCAAGCAAAGUUGUAUCAUCUACAUAACGCAGGUUGUUAAUGCAUCUUCUUCCAAUCUUCUUCAUAGAGUCCGUCUUCUCGGAUUAUUUGCUCAGCGUACAGGUUGAAUAGGUAUGGUGAAAGGAUACAGCCUUGAUGCACACCUUUCCUGACUUUAAACCGUGGGGUAUCUCCUUAUUAUGUUUGAUCUGUGUACGGGUUCCUCAUGAGCACACUUACGUGCUCUGGAAUUCCAAUUCUUUGCAAUAUUAUCUUUAGUUAUGAUCCGCACAGUCAAAUGCCUUUGCAUAGUCAGUACAACACAGAUAAACAUCUUUCUGGUAUUCUCUGCCUUUAGCCAGGAUCCAUCUGACAUCAGCAAUGAUAUCCCUGGUUGCACAUCCUCUUCUGAAUCCGGCCUGAAUUUUCUGGCAGUUCCCUGUCGAUAUACUGCUGCAACUGCUUUUGAAGGAUCUUCAGCAAAAUUUUACUGUGUUUGAUAUUAAUGAUAUUAUUAGAUAAUUUCCAUAUUUGGUAGGAUCACUUUUCUUGGGAAUAGGCAUAAAUAUGAAUCUUUCCCAGCCAGGUAACUAUCUUUCAAAUUUCUUGGCAUAGACAAAUGGGCACUUCCAGUGCUGCAUCCAUUUGUUGAAACAUGUCAAUUGAUAGUCUGUCAAUUCCUGGACCCUUGUUUUUUACCAAUACCUUCAAGCACAACUUAAAAAAGAAUUUUUUUUUUUCAGCACAACUUGGACUUUUUCCUUCAGUACCAUCAGUUGCUGAUCAUACGCUACCUCUGGAAAUGUUUGAAUGUCGACCAAUUCUUUUUUAUACAGUGACUCCGUGUAGUCCUUCCAUCUUCUUUUUACGUUUCCUGCAACGUUUAAUAUUUUCCCUGUAGAAUCCUUCGCUAUUGCAACUUGAAGCUUGAAUUAUUUCUUCAGUUCUUUCAGCUUGAGAAACGCUGAGCAUCUUCUUCCCUUUUGGUUUUCUUUCUCCAGCUCUUUGCACGUGUCAUUUUAGUACUUUGUCUUCUCAAGCCACCCUUUGAAGUCUUCUGUUCAGUUCUUUUACUUCAUCAUUUCUUCCUUUUACUUUAGCUACUCUGCGUUCAAGAGCAAGUUUCAGAGUCUCUUUUGACAUCCAUUCUGGUCUUUUCUUUCUUUCCUGGCUUUUUAAUGACUUCUUGCUUUCUUCAUGUAUGACGUCCUUGAUGCCAUUCCACAACUUGUCUGGUCUUUGGUCUUUAGUGUUCAGGGUGUCAAAUCUAUUCUUGAGAUGGUCUCUAAAUUCAGGUGGGAUAUAUACUCAGGGUCAUACUUUGGCUCUCGUGGACUUGUUCUAAUUUUCUCCAGUUUCAACUUGAACUUGCAUAGGAGCAGCUCAUCAGUCUCUUCCACAGUCGGUCCCUGCCUUGUUCUGACUGAUGAUUUUGAGCUUUUCCGUCAUCUCUUUCCACAGAUGUAGUCAAUUUGAUUCCUGUGUGUUCCAUCUUGAGAGGCCCAUGUGUAUAGUCACUGUCUAUGGUGUUGAAAAAGGUUAUUUGUAAUGAAGAAGUUGUUGAUCUUGCAAAAUUCUUAGCAUGAGAUCUGUCAUCAUUUCUAUCACCAAGGCCAUAUUUUCCAACUAUGGAUCUUUCUUCUUUGUUUCCAGCUUUCGCAUUCCAAUCACCAGUAAUAAUUAUCGGCGCAUCCUGAUUGCAUGCUUGAUCAAUUUUCAACUGUGAAAUUGGUAGAAAUCUUCAAUUUCUUCAUCUUUGGCCUUAGUGGUUGGUGUGUAAAUUUGAAUAAUAGUAUUAACUGGUCUUCCUUGUAGGGAGUGGAUAUUAUCCUAUCAAUGGCAGCAUUAUACUUCAGGAUAGAUCUUGAAAUGUUCUUUUUGACAAUGAAUGCAAUGCCGUUCCUCUUCAAGUUGUCAAUCCCAGCAUAGUAGACCAUAUGAUUGUCUGAUUCAAAAUGGCCAAUACCAGUCCAUUUCACCUGACUAAUGCCUGAGAUAUCAAUCUUUAGGCAUUCCAUUUCAUUUUUUGACGAUUUCUAAUUUUCCUAGAUUCGUAGUUUAUAUUUUCCAUGUUCUGAUUAUUAAUGGAUGUUUGCAGCUGUUCCUUCUCGUCUUGAGUGGCGCCACAUCAGCAAAUGAAGGCCCUGAAAGCUUGACACCAUCCAUGUCAUUCAGGUCGACUCUACUUUGAGGAGGCAGCUCUUCCUCAGUCAUCUUUUUAGUGCCUUCCAACCUGGGGGGCUCCAUCUUCCGGCACUAUAUCAGACAGUGUUCUGCUGCUAUUCAUAAGGUUCUCACUGGCUAAUUCUUUUCAGAAAUAGGCCACCGGGUCCUUUUUCCUAGUCUGUCUUAGUCUGGAAGCUCAGGUGAAACCCGUCCAUCAUGGUUGACCCUGCCGGUGCUUGAAUUCCGGUUCCAUAGCUUCCAGCGUCACGGCAACAUGCAAGCCCCUGCAGUAUGCCAAACUGACAGACUCGUAGAGACCCUAUAAGACCGAGUAGAACUGCCCUGUAGGGUUUCGAAGGAGAGGCUGGUGGAUUGGAACUGCUGACCUUUUGGUUAGCAGCCACACUCUUAACCACUGCACCACCAGGGUUCCAUAGAUGUUAGGUAAAUUGUCCAAGAUCAUAACAUUAGUAAAUGAAAGAGCUGAUUUUUUUAACCCAGGUCAUAUCAUGCAUGGCCUAUCUUUCACUGUAGCAUUGGUCUUUCCACAAAUGGUAGUUUUCCCGGUUUAGAAAAGCAAAAAAGAUGGUGUGUAGUAUUCACACAGUAAAAAGUCUUACUAAAAUAACAUCAAAUUGCUUUAAUAAUAUCAAGAAAUAGGCUAUAUUAUUAUGGAGCAAAUAACAUGGUAGAAAAAUGUACUUAUUGAUACAGAAAAAUGUUUCUGACUCAUCAAGACUUCUAAUACAUUAACCCCUCCCCCAAUUCUCUCUAUUUAUUAACUCCCUCCUCUCAUCAGUUUCUUUUUUAUCCAAACUAGACACACCAAUUCAAAUUACUUUCCUGUAAAUUCCCUCUUUGGGAAUUUGCACCUGUCUGGUCUCUCCCAUAUGGCAAAACCCCAGUACUGGGUGAGCCCAACUACCUGCCCUUUGGUUUCACUUUGAUUAUGCUCAGCAGCCUCAAAAUUUGCCCAGCAACCAUCCCAUGUGUCUCUCUUACCUUGCUGUCAUACUACCUGUAGCAACCUUUCAUACCUACUCCAUUCUUCUCAAACUUUUUACCCCGUACCAGUGUUACUUGACAUCUUAACAGUUCUCCAUGCAGUUGACCACAGUCUUCCACUGCUUUGUUUUGGAAGCACUGUUCGUCUGGUCUUUCUCAUACCAGUUUUUCCUUUUCCCAUUCUAGCUGACCCUUUUCAGUCUUCUUUGUUGCUUCUCUCACUUUCACCUGUCUUCUAACAGAGGAGUUACUCGAGGUUUAGUCCUUCAUUUUUUCUGUCAUCUUACACUUUUGGUUUUAAACAUUAUCGAUUUGUGUAAGUCUUCCAUAUUUAUCUCUCUAGCCCAGGGUUUCUUAACCUCGUCAUUGUUGACAUUUUGGGCCAGGUAGUUUUUUGUUGUGGGCCUGUUUUGUGCACUAUAGGGUGUUUAGCAGUAUCUCUGGGCUGUACCCACUAGAUGCCAGUAGAACCACCUCUCCCCUGGUUGGGACAACCAACAUCUCCAGAUAUUGCCAAACGUCACCUGGAACCAAAAUCACUUCUAGUUAAGAACUACUUAUCUUUUGUAAAGCUUUCUCCUGAGAAUCUAGGGAUAAUACCUUUUUGACAUCUCCCCUUGCAUGUCUCAUAGGUAUCUCAUAUCUAAUAUGAUCAAAAUGAACUCUUGUUCUUUGUCUUUGAUAUACUCUUCUUCCAACUUCCCUUACAUUUAUGAUCUUGCAGGCCAUUGGGGGAUACUUUGGCUUUUAUUCUGUGUGAAUUAGGGAGACAACAGAGUUUUGGGUCAAGAAAUGAUGUGAUCUGGCGUAGGUCAGAUCUCUGUUGAGAUCUGGAAGACCAGUUUCGAAGGUUUCUGCAGUAAUGCAGGUGAAAGAUGAUGGUAGCUUGGAAAAAGUGGUCAUAGAGGAGACAGUGAGAAGUGGUGUCUUUGGUUUGGAGGCUUAAAUACAGCUAUCCUUCGGAAGAGGAAUGCAUUGUACCAUCAUUGGAUUUAUAUUUUAGAAUGACUUGUUUUUCAGAUAUUUUCUAAGAACGGGUUUGAUGGAUCAGAGUGAGAAGAGAGUAGCCAAACCCCAGAGCCUUGCCUCCUGGGUGGAGAAAAAGUGGCAGGUCUGACUGGUGUAUAAUUUGAAGGGAUUCAGGCCAGAAUGGGGAGUAAAAUACAGGAUCCCACAUGGGGAGGAAGCAAGACCCCAAGUAUAGCCAGGUUUACCUCACAAUUUUACCAUGGGCUGGACCUUGCACUCUCCAACAUGUAUCUAUGGCAGGAUGGGUGGAAGAAAUGGCGGUCAGAAGACCAAAGUUCCGAUUUCCUUCACUGGAUAUUGGAAACAAGUAAUUUUGUGUUGUAGGUCUCUAAACUGUGGUGAAGUGGCUAUUGGCAUUUGGAGUAGGGCAGUUUUUUGUUGUGCAAAAUUGUCUUACACAUCACGGGACGCUUAGAAUCCGUGGCUCUUCACUGACUAAGUAGCAAUAGAGUGUUUUCUCAUCAUAACUAAAGUAUGGCCUACCAAUUUCCAGGCUCCCAGUGGGGGUCAGAAGUGCCAAACUGCAAACCGCUGGACUAAGCCCCGUUUUCUAAUUCAAAAAUUGCCAUUCUGAAACAUGAAGUCAAAGGCUGUGGCAUCCCAGGCCCUUAAAGACAACUUGGAUUAACUUGUGUCUUCUUUGGGGACCUUAGAAGGUGCGGCGCUGAAUAUUGCCACCAGCACUUUAAAAUGAGCAUUGAUUUUUAUUGCUGGAGCAUCCCACAAGUGUUUUCGAUCCCCGACGGACCUUCAAAUAUUAAUUCUUAAUCCUUUCAUAGAGGGCGUGGAUCUCUAAGGGCCCUCUCUAAAGGCAGUGCAAAGGACACACGCUCCAGCUGCUCUCAUCCCAGCACUGUAAUGUGAGCCAGCCGGAAUUAAACUGUGUGGGGCUGGAGGGAAGGGAGUGGAAGGCAGUUCGGGUGAAAGGGAGUUGCUUGGCUGUAUCUUAGUGGGAGGAGUGGGAGUCAGAUUGGAAACGGACUAGGUAAGGACAGUAUGUACGUGUUCAUGCACAUCAUGUCUUUGUCAGGCUGAGCUAGUAUCAAGAGCAAAAUAAUUUUAAAAUUAUAUUUUAGGAAAAGUAGUAUAAGAUAGAAUGUAAUAUUUAUCAGAUUUGUGAAGGAGUGAUGAUAACUCAAUGUUGGAGCAGUGAAAAACUUACUAAGGAAAAGAGCGACAGAUUCGAAUAUAUGAAAUUUAAGACGUACAAUGAAAAAAUAACACAGACUGGGGAAAAUGCUGGCAUCAACUAUGCCUAAGGGUUAAUAUCUGGAAUACCUGAUGAGUUCUCUCAAAACUUAAUGAGGAAAAAGAUAUCUGGAUUUAAUACUUAAUUGGGCAGGAAAUAUUAGCAGAUAGUGAGUAUUACAUUUAGUAUUGAAAAUGUGGGAAUAUUCAUCCUCACUGGUAAUCAAAGAAAGGCACUUUAAAUCAACCUUGAGUUACCCCUUCUAUUCUCUCUAAAGUGCUAAAAAUUAAAAUAACUCUAAAUUCUGGAGAAGUUUUAAGGAAAUGGGCCCAUUCACUGUUACUUGUUUCUUGUGUUGUAGCUACUCUCAGCCACUUGCCUUUCCCUGAAGAUGCUCUGUGAUUUCAGGUCCUUAUCCUGUCUUCCUCUUCUUUCUCCUGCCCCUCUUGUUGACUUCUCAUCCCUUGAGAGCAGCAGUCCGAUCCCUGGGGCAUCCCACCUGACUCUGCACUGCCCUUGAACCACCCUCCGUUUUGCACGUGGCACUACACUGCCGUCGUGAGUUUAUGCUCCAGCCCCUGCCACUUGGCUGUGUGGUUCUUGAGGUUAGGGCUGGGCAGGCCGUACCUCAGGGCCUGGCACAUAGCAGUUGCUCUAUGAACGUUGAAUUAAAUUACUGAACUUUGAUGAAUGAUUUAAUGAAUAAUCGUAUGUCAGGAUGAUGGGACAUACUAAAAAUGUAAUUAUGAAUGUAAUUUUUGGCAAACUUUUUUUAGCUGCGUACAAAAUGGUAUGUUUAGUGCAGUUUUGAAAAUUAAUAUGCAAAAAUGACUAUUUUAGAUGGUGGUAUUAUAGAAGCACCGGCAUUGCUGGUUCAGCAGUAGAAUUCUUGCCUGCCAUGCAGGAAGCCCAGGUUCGGUUCCCGGCCUGCCGGUGCAGUGAGAUCUUUGUAGGAGCCCUGGGUGGCACAGUGGUUAAAGCAAUUGACUGCCAACUAAAAGGGUGACGGUUCAAAACAAUUAAUGGCUCCACGGGAGAAAGAUGUGGCAGUCUGCUUCCUUAGGGAUUUAUAGCCUUGGAGACCAUGUGGAGUCACUAUGAGUCGGAAUCAACUCAACAGCCGUGCGUUUGGUUUGGGUUUUUUGUUUUUUUUUUUUAGUAUUAUAGAUAAUAAUUAAUUUUUUUUCUUUAUUAUAGUCUUUAUGAUAAAACAUAUAGCAUGAAAAAUCAGCUGGCAGACUUGGGCUCCUGCUCCCUACAUCAAAACCUAACCUCUUUGCAUCCUGUCCGACUAUCCUGUCUAACCAUCAGGAAACAGGGUGGGCUUCCCAAACAUGUGGGCUCCCAAGGAUAGCUGCAUUUAUGUGAAAAUUAGGUACCCAAUCAUAGUUGAGGUUUUACUAUGCCCGGAUACAUGUCGCUUGAGAGAUAUUUUAUAUUCCUAUUUUCUAAACGAUUCCAUCUUAUAGGUGUAUGGUACUUAGUAUUUUAUGGCUUAUGAAUGCAUUCACAUUAUCAGUGAUAAGUUAUACAGCUUUUAGUGAUGUCAUGUGUAAAUGGUAAUUAAUUUCUUUCACAUUUUUUAAGUCGUGUGCUGGGGACUGAAGUACAGAAUGCCUUUAAGGAAGUCCUUAUGCGCCAGUGCAGACAGCCAGCCAUGGGCCCUUUGUACCGCACGAUGAGUGCUAUAAGCGUGUAGUCAACAAAGAGCAGUUGUUUACCAAAGGUGACUCUUCUCCAUCCACUUAGGAAGAUGAGCAAGAUUUUUGCCGGGAGGAGAAAACAGAGGGAGGAGCAUGAGCAGAAGAAUGGAGGUGUGGAAGUCCAUGAUUUGUUCAGAAGCCGUUGAUAGAUUUUAGAGAAGGAUAUGACAUGAUCACCCGUGACUUUUGGAAAGAAAACUGAGUGAGUACCUGCUAUUGGUAGAGCUCCUUGAUGCUUCCUGAUCUUAAAAAAUUAAUUAAAAGGAUUUACUGUGUAUCUUUACGGGAGCCUUGGGAGAUAGAUAAAGAUGAGUGCCAUGUUUCAUCCAGUACUGAAGCUUUAAAGUUUAAGAGGACAUUUGCUAAGUCAGAUCCCUUCAAGUAUGUUGAAGAAAGUCAGCAAAUUUUAUCUUGUAGACAUUCUGUGGGAAAUAGCUGCAAACUUCAUACAAGAAUAAUAAAAGGUGACUCAGACUCCCCUCCUGGAACAAUACAGAGCAGAAGAGGUGUUCAGAAUAAGAGCCAGUUUAGGACCAUUGCACCAAAAAUUGUGCCCAGAGCCCUAACAUCCAGAGUGCUGCCAUGUCAUUCCCCAUCAUUCUCUGACCACCUUAAUCCAGGACCCUCCAUCAACUCCAAGCCGCUGGUGAUGCCUUCCCAGAACUAUGCUCUGAUGCAGGUCGCUGGCCAGGAGGGGACGUUUUCUCUCAUUGCUUUGCCACACAUGGCCUCAGCGCAGCCAAUCCAAAAACCCAGAAUGCCCCUGCCUGAAAACCUUAAACUGCCUAUUCCUCGGUACCAACCCCCAAGAAAUAGCAAGGCAACAGAAAAGAAACCCAGUCCGAGCUCCUUGGAGAGUAGCUGUAGCAAACCUCCUGUCCAAACCCAGACGUGUCCUCAAAUGUCUUCUCCCCGACCCAUCCAUCCCGAACUCCCCCACAAAACCCUAUCAUCCGAGCAAGCACCGUCACGAGAUGAAGCCCCAGCUGCUCUGCCCAGUGAAGGUGGCCUCAGAGCCUUGGGACCUCCACUGACGCCCAGCCGUGGAGAUGUGAAUGCUCCUGCCACCCUGAGAUCAUCCACCGUCCAAGAGCCUGCAGUGGAGCAGGCCCACACGAGGAUUUCAGAGACAGCAAGCUGGGCAGGCAAGAAAACCUGCCAUAAACCUUCUACUGUCCAUCUCGCAAAAGCCAUGACCAGUUGGUCACCAGCAGUUUUUGGCAAUGCAGUUCAGAUGAUUUCUUCAGUCCCCAAAGGUAAACUGCCUAUCUUACCCUACUCAAGAAUGAAAACAACAGAGUUUUGCAAAAUUAAGCACAUUGCAGAUUUGCCUUUACCUGGGCACAGGGCCCACUGUGAUAAGAUAUCCUCCAUCCCAGAAGGCUUCAAUGUAGCCACCAAAAUGGCUGAUAAGAUACCUGUUCCACAGGUGUCAUCAAGGCAAAGUCCCUGUGAAAGUGCCUUCUGUCCAGCCCCCAAGCUAGACCCCAACCACAAAACAAAACUGAACAGCGGGGCAGCCAGGAGGAGAGCGAGGAAACGCAAGCUACCAGAUGAAAUCUUGACGUUUCAGGGAAAACGGAGGAAAUGCAUCAUUAAUAAGUGUAGAAACGGUAAAGAAAGAGUAAAAACUGAUCCCCAAGAACCCAGAGAUCAAAAACCUGUGAAAAAAUACCGUAGCAUUAUGCCCAAGCCUGUACUUGUCAUGCCAGCCUUGGCUUCCCUGGCUUCGCCUGCAGCUACGCUACAGUCCCACACUCCCGGCAGCCUGGGGCAGGACGCUGCGCUAAAUAACUCUCUCACUUCUGAAGCCCUCGGUGGUAAGCAGAAUGACAGUCCUUCCACUAAGCCCAUCCUUGCCUUUAAGAAUGGGCGUUCUGGCCUGGGGAAGCCUUGCCACAGGUGUCAGGUCUGCAACCACCACUUUGAGUUCAGGCAGCACCUUCAAGACCACAUGAGCACGCACACGAACAGACGGCCUUAUAGCUGUCGCAUCUGUCGCAAGACAUACGUCCGUUCUGGCAGCCUGAGCACACACAUGAAGCUUCACCACGGUGAGAGCCGCCCCCGGAGACUCCUGUGCUGCGAAUUUUGUACAAAAGUGUUCAGUCACGUCAGGGUCUAUUUUGGCCACCUGAAAGAAGUGCACAGGGUCGUGAUCAGCACCGAGCCCUCCCCCAGCGAACCACAGCCAGGGGACACGCUGAAGACCAGAGACUCCAGUGUGCCAGGGACAGAGGGCUCGGCACAGAGGGAAAACAAAUCAAGCCUGGAAGAAGACCUCUUUCUAAACCAAGUGGACGAAGUCAAAUUACAAAUCAAAUGUGGCCGUUGUCAAAUCACUACCCAGUCUUUUGCAGAAAUAAAGUUUCAUUUGCUAUAUGUUCACGGAGAGGAAAUUCAGGGCCGACCGCAGGAAGGGCUUUUGCCAGGGAGCAAAGGAGCUCAGGAAGAACUGGUUAGACAUGCUGCUCCUUACUGGAAGCAGUAUCCCGAGAGGAGAAAGCUGGGUAAGCCUUGUGCAUCUGGGGAGGACUUACACGCAUUUCCUAAACUGAAAAGGCAGCUCUACCUUCAUCAACGGAAUAAUGCGCAAAUACAAAUAAAAAAUGAAGAAGCCCACCUGGGAAACAGUGAGCUGGGAGAAGACUCCAAGGGCCAAAUGCACCCCGGCCCCAACAUGAGUCUCCUUUACUCCCACUCGGGCUUUAACUGCCUCCUGUGUGCUCAGACCCUGGGAAGGAGAGAAGAUCUCCUUCACCACUGGGAGCAGCAGCAUAAUUGUGAAGACCCCUCCAAACUCUGGACGAUUUUGAAUGCAUUCUGUGACGGGGCGGGGAUUCAAUUCUCCAAAGAAAUUGAAAAAUGAAACAGUGGAAACAGAGGGGGGUUAAGGGGUCUUUCUUCCUGUGACCUUUCUCUGAAAGCUCGUGUUUUAUUUGUGGUGCUUAAUUACAAAAUCAAGCAAGUUCGGCUCAGUGUUAAUGAACAGAAGUGAUUUUGUACAUAGGUUCAUUUUCUUAUAAAAUACAAGCCCUUGGUGCAUAUUUUUCAACCGUGUGAGACUAAUUUUAAAAUUGUGUGUACCAGCUCUCAGUGUCUUAGCCUUCAUUUCAGAAUAAGUGAAAAGAACCAGAUUUGGAGACUGAAAUGUAGAGGUUUGUAGGCUGUGCUUCAAAUACAGUUUUCCGCAAAAACACGGGUGCGUGUCCUUCUGUUCGUGUUAUGCUUUCCACUUACAUAGGCUGACCAGCACUACGUUUUCAGGUGGCAAAACCAUUUUAGUCGCAAACAAUAUCAAGUCCGAUGGUAAAUGUUGAUAUUUAUUAAAUUCUCUGGAUUAUUUGAAUAUGCUGUAUAGCAGUAUAUUUAAUAAGGUUAUCAUCUAUCAUAAUUUAAAAUCUAUGUUUUCAGGACUUAGAUUUUUUUUUUUUAACUCUUCUAUUUUCUUACAUGCACAUUGCCUUGAAGAUGAGUUGUUGGGAAGUCUCAUAGCUGUAGUGUUCCACAGGAAAGUAGUCAAAAUUUUUGUAGUACUUCAGCUAAUUUAAAAAAAAAAAAAAUCUGCUUUCUUGGUAAAAACUCAUUUUCAAGUAGUCUUUGGGGCCAGAAAACUUACAGUCUGGAAGUGAACGAGAUAGUUUAGAUGUCUCUGUGUCUCACCUGCUUUCCCUCCCUUGCCAGUAACCCCGGAGGGUUUGUCGCCAGCUGACCGAUUUGAGAUGCGACUGUGCCAUUCAAGCCGAAGUUCUUCUUGAAAGUCAGGAGUGCCUCGUAAAUUCCUGGGAAGUUAAUUCAAAUCAGGAAAGUUGCCAUCUGAAGUUUCUGACCAUCCUGGCUGCAAAAUCAUUUUCUUAGAAGGGGGAAUUUAAACAUUCAUCCUAAUAAAAUCCUGGCCGUUGAAUGAAAGCAUUGUGUAUGUAGCCAGCCCUGAAGUUCGGCCCAAGGAUCAUGAUAACAUUUUCCUGUGCCUGAGGAGGUUUCCUAUAACAGGAAGAGCUGAAUUCAAAUUGAUAAGCUAGUGAGUCUCAAGUCGUCUUUUUUUUACUGUUGACUUUGAAAAGCAAUCAUAGGUAUAGUUUGGCGCACACAGUACCAAAAGGGAAAACUCAAUCCUUGGCUUUUUAAAAAUAGUUUUGUAAAUUUGAGAAUAAGAGGGUAGGGGUGGAGACCUCUGACAUAUUUUGGGUUUUUCGAUGGCACUCUACCCAGUUUCACAGAGAUAGUAUCCGCCCACCACUGCUGGGUAUGCUUAGAGUUCCUGGAUUAGCAAUGAAACAGCGUUACCAUCCAGCACAGCACCUGGUUUGUUUUUGGCAGAUCCAUCUUAAAGACAUUUAAAAAUGAGAUCUACCAAGAAUAUUACUUGAAUUCAAACCAUGAAACUUGAAUUCAGACUGUGAAAUAGUUCAUAGCCUGCUCAGUCCUUAGGUGUGAAAAGUGGCCUUUGGAGCAUGUCUUCAGACCAGAGGUGUCGGGGAGAACACAUCCACUCAGCACACAAAGGGAGGUCUGCAGGCCCCAAGGCUGCAGAGGUGCCUGCCUGCAGCCAGUGCCUAAGCAAGUAUUCUUUUUUUUUUUAAUUUAUUGCGCUUUAGCAGAAAGUUUACAAAUCAAGUCAGUCUGUCAUACAAAAAGCUACACACACCUUGCUGUGUACUCCUAGCAGCUCUCCUCCUAAUGAGACAGCACACUUCUCCUCUCCACCCUGUAUUCCCCAUGUCCAUUCAACCAGCUCCUGUCCCCCUCUUUCUUGUCAUCUCACCACCAGACAGGAGCUGCCCACAUAGUCUCAAGUGUCUACUUGAGCCAAGAAGUUCACUCCUCACCAGUAUCAUUGUCUGUCUAUCUUACAGUCCAGGCCAAUCCCUGUCUGAAGACUUGGCUUCGGAAAUGGUUCCAGUCUUGGGCUAACAAAGGGUCCAGGGACGAUGACCGUCAAGGUUGCUCCAGUCUCAGUCAGACCAUUAAGCCUGGUCUUUUUACAAGAAUUUGAGAUCUGCAUCCCAGUGUUCUCCUGCUCCAUCAGGGAUUCUCUGUUGUGUUCCCUGUCAGGGCAAUGAUUGGUGUUAGCCGGGCACCAUCCAGUUCUCCCCCAUCUCAGGUUGAUGGAUUCUCUGGCAUAUGUGGCCUUUUUUCUGCCUCUUGGGCUCAUCUUUACCGUGUGUGUUUGGUGCUCUUCAUUCUCCUUUGCUCCAGGUAGGUUGAGACCAAUUGACGCAUCUUAGAUGGCCACUUGCUAGUGUUUAAGACCCCAGACGCCUCUCACCAAAGUGGGAUGCAGAACGUUUUCUUAGUACAUUUUGUAUGCCAAUUGACCUAGAUGUCCCCUGAAACCAUGGUCCCCAGACCCCCAUCACCUCAGCACGUAUUCUUGCACCGAGAGCACAGACAAUCUCUGGGAAGAAGUAGAGUUAGAAAGGGGAAAAGAACAAAAGUAGAGAGAUGCCAUUGGUUCAUGAGUAAGUGUUCUGGGUGGACCCCGUUCUAGAGUGUAUUUUAGAGCAGCGGCCCCAGUGUCCUCACUAUGUUUAGGCCACUCAUCUCACAGGGCUACUGAUCAUGGGCAGGGGUGAUGGGGAGGCUCAUCUUUACAGAAAACUCUUAAAGAGAAGAAGACUUGCAGUGCAAAGGGACUUUCACUGGAUUCCUGUGUAUGUGGCUUCAUUCAGAACAGAACAUUUGUUAAAACUCUCACUGUCUGGAAACACUACCCAGGGUUAUAAUGGGAGCAACCCCAAACGCCACUGAAAUAAAGAAGUUCUGACCCUUAGUAGCAGCACUACUUGGGUGAGAAUGGUGGGAAGAGAGACUCCUGUCUGGUAGGUAGGGAGAAAGGAAUAAGUAAUUCAGCUAAAGUAACUAGUAAUGGAGUCCCUGGGUGGCACAAACAGUUACGUGCUCUGCUAACUGAAAGGUUUGUGGUUCAAGCCCACCCAUAGGCACCUUGAAAGAAAGACCUGGCAAUCUACUUCUGAAAAAUUAGCCAUUGAGAAUCCUGUGGAGCACAGUUCUACCCUAACACACGUGGCGUUGUCAUGAGUCAAGACCGACUUGAUAGCAACUGGUUCGGUUUUCUUUGGUUUUAACUUUAGGGGCAGCUCAGAGCCUUCCUUAGGCGUGGUAGAGAGUUGUUGCCCAAUGGUCUUGCCCUUUCCAUGAGCCCAAAGGCAGGGAGUAUGGAGGAGAGCACCUGAUGCCUACUCCCUGUGUGACCUUGGAGAGGUCUAAGCCUUUGUUCCCUCAUCUGUAAAAUGAAGGUGGAUCCUACCACAAGGCAUUGUUGUGAAGAGUCAAUGAGACACAAAAUGACAUGCCCCUAAUAACUUUUUCAGUAGUAGAAUUCUCACUUUCCGUGCCGGAAACCCAGGUUCGAUUCCUGGCCAAUGCACCUCCUAUGCAGCCACCACCCAUCUGUCAAUGGUGGCUUGUGUGUUGAACAGGUUUCAGCGGAGCUUCCAGACUGAAAUGGACUAGGAAGAAAGGCCUAGCGAUCUACUGAAAAUCAGGCAAUGAACGCCCUAUAGAUGACAGCGGUGAUGGUGCAGGACUGGGCAGCGUUUCAUUCUGUGUGCAUGAGGUCAGCAUGAGUCGAGGGCCAACUCAGCAGCAGCUAACAACAACAACGACACCUUGUCUGCACAUUUGGGCACACAGUAACUGGUGGCUGUUAUUGAUUAUGCGCCCGGCCAGGCCUGGAAGAAGAGGUAUGUGAUACCACAGAAAGAUACUUAAAAACUGCUCAAGUAGCCCUCCAGUUCAGAAUUCAAAGAUGAAAACACUGCUGAGAACAGUGGACAUUGCCAUCUUUGUAUAAAAAAGUGCAUUUUGAUUUUUAAAUAACUAAUAAAAAUGGGAUUUGGACUUCAUGGAGAUUUGUUGUGUCUAAUCAACGUAGAAAGCAAAAUUCACUGAAUUAUUUCCUUCCCAGGCCACGCUUUGGGGCUUGUAGUCUUCAGGUCUCAGCCCAGCAGCACAUCCGCCAGGCGGCUGCCCCAACUUUGUGCUUCCCACGCCCCCUGUUUUGCUGUUGUCAUAGCACCCACCCCACUGUCUGCAGCUCACUGUGGACUUGUCUAGUUUCCACACUAGACAAUAAGCUUCUUGAGGGCAGGAACUGAGCGCUAGAGGGCCCAGUACUUGACGUGUCAGUUUUAAAAAAAAACCCAGUUGCCAUCAACUCAGCUCCAACUCAUGACAACCCCAUGUGUGUCCCAGUAGACCUGGGCUCCAUAGGGUUUUCAGUGGCUGAUUUCCCAGAAGUAAAUCACUAGGCCUUUCUCCCAGGGUGCCUCUGUAGGGACUGGAAUCUCCAGUCUUUCAGUUAGCAGUCAAGUAUAUAAAUAUUUGUUGAAAAAAUGAAUGCAUUAGCUAAAUACAAGCAAAUCGCCACUUCUCAUUUCAUGAAUAAAUCCAGCUUUAGCAGCAACCAGUAUGGUAGCUAAGUAAGGCAUCAAGACAAGCUGGCUCUUAAGUUCUGCACGUUCAUUUUCCUUAGUAUCUUUUGCUUCUUGGAAAAUUGUUUGAAAGCCAGCAAAACUUUUUUUUUUUUUCCUUUGCUUUUAGCCCCAAAUUAUUUGUGAAAGUUACAGCAUUUUUGGUUUGUAUUUUUUUAUUAGCUGUCAUUUUUAUUCAUGUCCCCUUUUGUUUCCCUCCCUUUCUCUGGACCUCUUCCUGAUUUAGCUUUACUGUUGUUGCUCAGCUAAGCUGUUCCUCAUAUGGAAAGCUGUUUCUUCAUCUACACACCAUAAAUAAUCAAACCUGGGUGCGUUCCACUGCCUUGUCUGGCUGUGGACUCUUCCUUUCCCAGCUGCACGGCUCUAAUUUUCUGUGGCCCCAAUGACACGAUUGUUGGCAGUAAAUGCUCGAUUUAUUUAUUAGACUGCUUAGAUCCGGGCUGUUUUGCUCCAUUCAAGCUGCUGACUGCUUGUUAGGCACAUAUUUUACAUCAUCUCCCAUUUUGACUGAGCUCCUGAGAGAAAGUGCCCUGGUAAGGAUGAACUGGGAUUUCACAGAACAGGUUUUUAGCUUCAACUUUAUACUGACUUCCCUGGUGUUAGACAAUCAGCAGCUUAUCUAGGCUUGUGGUACAAUCUAAUAUAUAUUUUAACAUUAUCCGCCUCUUUAGGAAUGUUUCUCUUGGCGACGAACCAUUUAUUGCGUCUCAUAUUUGGCCAUGGUCAUAGUUAUUCCCAUAAUAAAGCUGUAAGCAUAGUUUUUUCAGAUAUUUUAAACCUGUGUUUCAUAUGCAGAUGUUGGCUUAAGAGUACCUCAUGUUUUCCACAGCUCUUAAGUGUGAAAAUAUUUCAACAUGUUGCCUAAAGCCUAAAGCCUAGGGGGGUUAAAAAUGCUAUCCAUUGAAGGAAACCAAAUAUGACAACUAAAAGCGAAGUAAAGAUGACUUGUUCUAAUUUUGAUUUGAGGCUAAACAGGCUUAUUAUUUUAAAUGAUAUUUGCUCCCAUGCUCAGAAGUGUUUCCCCUCCUCUUGGUUAGCUUAGCAGUAAAGAAUUCAUCUGUAAUAGAACUGCAAUACUCGCCUCUUUUAGCAGGUUCCAAAAACAAAAUUGCAAGUUGUUAGCAUUAUAAUAGAUCAUAUUUUUUAUAAAUCUAACAACCACUAAGCCCUGCUCAAAGAACAGAAAGAUUUUACCUUCUGUCAUUUGAGUCAAAAUUAAAUGUAAAUUUAGCCUCCACCUCAGAGAUGCAAGGAGACCACCAGGUAGUCUAUAGGUAUUUGUAGAGGCAGAGCAAUGGAAUUUGGGUCUGAUUACUGGUCCAAUUGUAAUGCAUAUCUUACCAUAAAAGUUUGACCAUGGAAGACAGCCAGGUGGCUCAAACAAAUGAGCUGCAUAGCUCUCCCAGGUUCCCAGUAUCUGAAAAUAAGGGUACGCUCUUAAGGAACUCAAACGCUACCUAUUCCCAGUUGAAUCCAAAUGAAAGCACAGUUAAAUUCGUCAUAAGACAUGAACUGAACCAAGCCGUUUUGAUGAUGGCCACAUUCUAGGAACAUUAUUCUCAAAUAUCCAAGGAGAUUAAGUCUUGAAAUGAUGUUUAUUCUUCCUUGAAGUAAGGGAUGGGGAGGGGAAAGCAGGGAUACUGUGUCAAGACAUGGCACCGAGGUUGCUUUGAUGAAAGCAACCGGUGAAGCACUGUAAGAAGUGGGGAUCUUGGCUCCAGUAUUCCUGGCAGCAAAAUGUCAUCAACAUUUUGGUACAACCUCAGUGGAAGAAACUGGACGGUGUCCAUGAAAAUCUAAAAUACAUUUUGACGGAGGAACUCCACUUGUAGGAAGCUGUCCUAUAGAUAUUAUUGCACAAGUGUGCAGAUGUGCAACCUUGUUCAUAAUAAGCAAAACACUGGAAACCACCUAAAUGUCCAUCAGAGCUGGUGAAAAAAAAUUGUUAUUAGGUGCUGCCGAGUCAGUUCCGACUCAUAGUGACCCUGUGCACAACAGAACGAAACACUGCUCAGUCCAGUGCCAACCUCACAAUCGUUGCUAUGCUUGAGCCCAUUGUUGCAGCCACUGUGUCAGUCCACCUCGUUGAGGAUCUUCCUCUUUUUUGCUGACCCUCCACUUUACCAGGCAUGAUGUCCUUGACCAGAGACUGAUCCGUCCUGAUAAUAUGUCCAAAGGACAUGAGACGAAGUCUCACCAUCCUCCCUUCUAAGGAGCUUUCUAGCUGUACAUCUUCCAAGACAGAUUUGUUUGUUUUUCUGGUAGCCCAAAGUAUAUUCAGUGUUCUUUGCCAACACCAAGAGCUCGUUAAAAAAAAUUACAGUGUACUAAGUAAUGGAAUGCCAGUUUAAAAGACUGAAGUAGCACUUUAUGUGCCCAAAUAUUACGUAUGAUACGAAGGAAGCAAAGUGCUGAACAACAUGUAUUGUGCUGCCUUUUGCUUGAAAAGGGAGGGAGAGAUGGGACGUGUGUGCUUGUAUGUACAAAGAAGAUUUCUGGGACGUAACUUCAGAAAAGGGGUCCUGGGAGAUGAGUGGGAGGGACACUGUUGCAUUGUUGGGAUGUUGGCUGCAUUUUCUUUUUUCCAAUUUAAAAAAAAAAUGGCUUCAGAGGAUUAGCCUGUAGCUGUGCUGUCACCCCCAGGGCAGCCCUCAGCAAGAUGGUGAAGGAGACUGGCCUGGGCGUCCUCAGCUUUGGGGUCCCCAGGCGUUUCCUCACCGGAACCCCUGCAGCUAACACCACUCCACGUAUGUUCUUAACCCAGCACACACAUGCAGACAUACAUGUGCACACAGGUAGCUAUAGCCAAGACCAAAUUUUCACAAAAUAAUACCCUUACUAUGUGCUCUGCAUUCUGGUACCUUUUGUUCUAAUUCAUGUUUUAAAGGCUGGCUGGGGCCUACCAAGGUCAUGUUAUAACCCACCAAUGAGUUGCAACUACACCUUGAAAUAUACUGCCAUAGACUCUAGAUUUUUGGGGCCCUCCCCUGCCCCAUCAGAAGCUGAUGUCACCCAGUCCCUCAGGUCCCUGAUGUCAGGGGCUUGAUAAGUCACUCUCGCUUCUCCCCACGUAUUUACAUUUUAUAGGUCUUUUGAAGGGUGGCCUCAUCCCAAAGGGACGACUAUUGCUGGGAAUUUCACAUUCUGUGGCCAAUAGGAAGGCCUUUGGGUGCCUCUCCAGUGACCCUCUGAGUGGCUCCCAGUCCCCUUUUGGAAAAAGGCGAGGCCAUCACUUAACCAAUAGACACAGCUGCCAAGGUGGACUCACCCCAGUAAACCGCCAAGUUUUGAAACCCUUCUUCUGAGUUUCACUUGAUCAGCAUUGCCAACUCUGGGUUUGAGUUGGAUUUGAAAUUGUCAAACAAAAUGGUGUGACAGAAAUCAAGUCCCUGAGGAAAAUGCACAUUCUGGCAGUAUUCUAGCCAACAGCCUUCUGCCUUCCAUCCACUCCCCUUCUCCUCUGCUUCGCUAAGAAGCCCACCUCAGGCGAGUUCUGACAGUAUGAAGGUGGAACUCUCUCCUUCUCCCUGCAGCGUCACUUUCCGGUUGAAUAUUUUGCCAUUGGCCAUGCCCAAAAUGUCAGAACAUAGUCGAAGAAAGGGCUUCUUGGACUU